AUGAAGCAAAACAAGACUUUUGUGGAUGCACUGAAUGAAACAAGUAAAGCUGACUAUUCUAUCAAGAAGUGUAUGGAUCUUUUGGAAUCCAUUGAAGAGCUCUCGGAUGAAGAGAAGGCGCAAGCAACAAGCAUCAUGAAGUGUAGCUUUUACUACAACGAUGACAUCAGUGCAUCCUGUGGGAACAUGCUUUGUUCAGGUUUGAUGAACCCAAGAGUUCGCCUAUUGUGGAUCAAGGGUGAUAUUGCUCCAAAGGGCUGA
Messenger RNA from Miscanthus lutarioriparius, 261 nucleotides. NCBI's taxonomy places the organism in Eukaryota, Viridiplantae, Streptophyta, Magnoliopsida, Poales, Poaceae. The record is from the annotation of a GenBank genome assembly.